Molecule: messenger RNA, 1737 nt
Organism: Cornus florida
Lineage: Eukaryota; Viridiplantae; Streptophyta; Magnoliopsida; Cornales; Cornaceae
Product: phosphatidylinositol/phosphatidylcholine transfer protein SFH9-like
Exons: 11
Coding region: 302-1309 (335 amino acids)
Source: RefSeq, a predicted model, not a curated record
CCCCAUUUAUAAUGUGAGAGAGCUUCAAUUCCAAGAAAAGGCUCUCUGAGUCAGAGAGAGAGGGACCUGCCAUUCUUGACUCUUUACACGCGCUCUAUCUCCUCAAUUUUCUCUCUCCUAAUUAAGUUGGAAUCUCUUGGUCUCUCUCUAGCUCUUUCGUCUUCUUCUCUCUUUCCUCUUUCUCUGAAGUAAUAGAAGGUGUGAAAAUAAAGAGGAAAAGUAAAAGUUUAAACCAAAAAGUAGUCAUUUUGAUCAUUGCAUUUGUGUGGAAAUUGUGCAAAGUUUUGUGGAAGAAGCAGCAAUGGGAACCGUUUCUCAGGACGCGAUCAACCAGUUUAAAUCGCUGAUGGACCAUGUUGAAGAACCGCUCAAGAGAACAUUUCAGAAUGUUCAUCAGGGAUAUCCAACAGAAACUUAUGCGCGUUUCUUAAAAGCCAGAGAGGGGAAUGUUUCCAAAGCCCACAAAAUGUUAGUGGAUUGUUUAAAGUGGAGGGUACAGAGUGAGAUUGACAAUAUGUUGGCGAAGCCCAUUGUUCCUACUGAAUUGUACAGAGCAGUGCGAGAUUCACAACUCAUAGGACUGUCAGGUUAUACAAGAGAGGGCCUUCCAGUAUUUGCUCUUGGUGUAGGAUUCAGCACGUUUGACAAAGCUUCUAUCCAUUACUAUGUUCAAUCACAUAUUCAAAUCAAUGAAUAUCGGGAUCGUGUAAUUUUGCCUUCUGCAACAAAGAAAUAUGGAAGACAAAUUAGCAACUGUGUGAAGGUUCUAGAUAUGACUGGCCUGAGGCUUUCGGCAUUGAGCCAAAUAAAGCUAUUGACUAUUAUUUCUACCAUUGAUGAUCUGAACUACCCGGAGAAGACGGUUACGUAUUAUAUUGUAAAUGUUCCAUAUGUAUUUUCAGCCUGUUGGAAGGUUGUCAAGCCUCUUUUGCAGGAGAGGACAAAGAGAAAAGUGCAGGUGUUGUCUGGUUGUGGACGAGAUGAUCUGUUGAAGAUAAUGGAUUAUGCAUCCCUCCCUCAUUUCUGUCGAAGGGAAGGCUCCGGAUCUUCCCGACAUUUGGAGAAUUCAGCUGACAAUUGCUUUUCCUUGGACCAUCCAUUUCAUCAACAACUGUACAACUACAUCAAGCAGCAAGCCUUGAACCGUGAACCUGUGAAACCAAUUAAACAGGGAUCUGUGCGUGUGGAUUUACCCGAGCCCGCUGUAGAAGUAACAGAGAUUGCCAAAACCCUAGAAUCUGAGUUACAGAAGCAGGAGGGGCUCUCUGGCUCGUUCGCGGACAUGAAUAUUAAUGCUGAUAAAAAAUAAAAAGCUCAAUGCCUCGCUAACAUAUGGUGAUUGAUCCCACAUCUAUUAUCAGACACGACAGUCGCUGUUUUAGAUGUCCAAUAUAGUAGUAGCAGCUUGAUUAGCUCUAUGUAAAUUUUGCAGGAAAAUUCUAAUAUAACUUACGUAACUUUACAUUCUACCUGUGUAAUCAGUAGUAAGUUGUAUCCAGCCUAUAAUGGCUUAGGAACUAUCAAGAGAGGCUUGAUGAUACUUAUAAGUUGAUACUAAUUUCAGUUGUACCGAUAUACGCUAAUUAGAUGGUCCGGCCAAUCAUCAUUGGACACGUAAGUAAAAUGCUGAAAAAGUUUAUGUAUUUUUGACACAAUUGCUCACGUGUCCAAUGACGAUUGGCUUGUGACCAAUGGUCUUGGGACCAUGUAAUUUCUAUUCUUUUUUCCUUCUCAGCA